Molecule: messenger RNA, 538 nt
Organism: Notothenia coriiceps (black rockcod)
Lineage: Eukaryota; Metazoa; Chordata; Actinopteri; Perciformes; Nototheniidae
Product: transmembrane protein 100-like
Exons: 2
Coding region: 76-513 (145 amino acids)
Biological process (GO): cellular response to BMP stimulus
Cellular component (GO): plasma membrane
Source: RefSeq, a predicted model, not a curated record
CGAGCUGGAACAGAAUGGAGACACAACUGACUCUAGCUGUUCUGUGAUUGGCUGAUCUCUGACAUCAGUGUAAAGAUGGCCCACCUCUUCCUCGCCAGUAAGAUCUCCAUGCUGGACGCCAAGAUACCCCCUCAAAGCGCCAUGAAAACACAGACUCCUGCAGAGAAUCUGAACCAGAACAAGUCCAGAGUCGUGUUGUUGUCUCGCGUCCCGCACGUUAACGAGCUACAGCUAACGGCGGCUACAGGUGGAGCAGAGAUGUCGUGUAAUCGAUGCAUCGUGCCGUUCGGCGUCGUGGUUCUGAUCGCCGGCAUCGUGGUCACGGUGGUGGCGUACACCUUCAACUCCCACGGGUCCAACAUCUCGCUGCUGGGGCUGGUGAUGCUGUCUACUGGACUGUUCCUGCUGGGCUCCAGCGCCCUCUGCUGGAGGCUGAGAGGCAGCAAGAAGACGGACAAGCGCCGCGAGAGCCAGACCGCCCUGCUGGCGAGUCAGGGGUACUGCGUGGCCUGAACACCGUCCGGUUCAGGUGAUUAAC